AUGGCGGGCGGCAGCGCCGGCGACGACGACGUCGUCGUCCCCGUGUCGCCGCGUGCACAGCAGCCAAGCGGAGGAGGGCGGCGGGGACACCGCCAGAAAGCGGCGUGGCUCUCGCUCGACAUCAUCAUCGCGGAGAUCGCGUCGCGCUCCGACCCGGCCACCCUGGUGCGGUGCGCGGCCACGUGCAGGGACGCGCGCCGCCGCAUCGCCGAGGACCCAGACCUCCGCGGCCGCCUCCGCCUCCGCGACACGGAGCGGUUCGUCCUCCCCCUCCUGCGCGGCCACCUGACGCGGAUCACGACCUACACCAGAGGCGCCUUCAUGUCGAAGUCGAAGACCGACGUGUACCUGGUGGACGCCGCCGCCACCACCGCGGCGGACUCCACCCGUCUCGUCAAGGCCACCUUCGCCUCCGGCGCUGAGGCCGAGACGUUGAGCAACGUCGUGCCCAUGGACUCGCGCCGCGGCCUCUUCCUCGUUCACGCCACAACGACGACUCAGACUAACCCGUAUCAGUAUCAGUUGCAGCUGUUCGUGUGGAACCCGGCCACCCGUCGCCGCCUGGUCCUCCCGCCGGAACUGGCGUUCCCAGAGGACGACCCGGACGCUGGCCGGAGUACGGACGUGGAGUACGUGCUCCUCGUCGACGACAGCGACGGCGAGGGUGCCGGUGCCGGUGCUGACGCCGCCGACGGCCGGCCUUUCCAAGUGCUCAAGGCGAAGUUAGUGCUGUCAGAGAAGUACCGUUCUCACCGUCGCCUGCUGGUUCAGACCUUCUCGUCGGAUCACGGCGCAUGGUCCCCGUGCACGGAGAUCCCGACUCCAAACUUGCACGGAAGCGACAGCUCGCCGUCGCCGCUACAACGCAGGCCCCUGGUCGUCGGCGACGUCGUGCACUGGCUGUGCCUGACCGACAGCGGGAGCUACAUGCUCAUGCUCCACGUGAGAGCGGCGCGGGUGAACGUGACGGCUCUCCCGGUGAGCUUCCCCCGCGACGGCAAGAACAUCCAGUACGACCGGAGACAUCAGUACCUGUUGGCGAUGGCUACGGCGGGCGGGAACCCCGUCGUGCUCGUCGCCGACGCCGACAGGAUCUCCGCCUGGGAGCAGUCGAAGCACACCAAGAUGUGGAAGCCGCGGCCGCAGGUGGUGAUAGAGAACGAGACGAUGCUGCGGUUCAUGAGGGACAAGUGUGUUCCUCGGCUAGAGUUGUUUGGAGAGAAGAGCGGCGCCCUGCUCCUUCGUAUUGAUGGCUGCUGUUUGCUGUGGCUGGAUCUCCACACCAAGAAGAUCCUCAGGUGCUUCUCCUUGGAUCGGUUGUUAUACGCAGAAGUGUAUUGUCCCUACGAGAUGGAUCUUUCGUCUUGGGUGCCAACCUUCAAUAGUGCUGUUAUAUCUUUUGAUUAA
Messenger RNA from Miscanthus lutarioriparius, 1407 nucleotides. NCBI's taxonomy places the organism in Eukaryota, Viridiplantae, Streptophyta, Magnoliopsida, Poales, Poaceae. The record is from the annotation of a GenBank genome assembly.